This is a messenger RNA of Leptopilina heterotoma, 1675 nucleotides long. Its product is annotated as glucose-fructose oxidoreductase domain-containing protein 1. The transcript is spliced from 2 exons. Gene Ontology annotation, molecular function: nucleotide binding. Bases 477 to 1634 code for a protein of 385 amino acids. The record is from RefSeq and is a predicted model, not a curated record. NCBI's taxonomy places the organism in Eukaryota, Metazoa, Arthropoda, Insecta, Hymenoptera, Figitidae.
AUGUUUUUGUAAAAAGAAUCGGAAGAAGAAGAAGAAGAAGAGAAGCUGUCAAAAAACCCAAAAAACAGAAAUGUCAACAAAACUAACCUCCUCAUUUUUAAAUAUUUCUUAGUUCUCUUGAGUUUUUUUUAACUCAGAAAAUAUGUACAAAAUAAUAUUUUUUAUAAAAUUUAUCAAUCUAUAACUUGCGUCUACAAUAUAAUUGUAGAAAAUAUGUGUUCAAUAACAAUGCAUGUGAAAAAACAAUGAUGAAAUUUUUGAAUAAUAAAUUAACAAUAAAAGUAAAAUGAACAUAUAAAACUAUAAAUAAACACAAAACUUGUGUGUUUCAAGUGAUCAAAUUUGAACAAAACAAAAUAAUUAUUAAAAGAAUAUUUCUCUAAUUUAUUUAAGUUAAAAUAAUUUAAACACUUGAAGCUAAAAGGCGGUAAUUGUGAACUAUUUAUUUUGCAAAAAAAAAAAAAAACAACAACACAAUGUUGCCAGGAAUUGGAGUAUUUGGAACUGGAAAUAUCGUUAAGAUUAUAAUUCCAUUUCUUCGUGAAAAAGGAUUUAAAAUUGAAGCACUAUGGGGCAGAACAAUUGCAGAAGCCUCAGAAUUGGCGACAGACUUGGAAAUUCCAUUUCACACGAGUCGAAUUGACGAUGUGCUCUUAAGAAGGGACGUCGAUUUAAUUUUCAUAAUGUGUUCGCCAAGUUUGCACGCGCAAAUUGCGGUGAAAGCUCUGGGAAUUGGCAAACAUGUGGUCUGUGACAAACCCGGUGGAUUGAGUCAGAGUGAAGCUCUGAAAAUGGUUCGGGCCGCCCAAUAUUAUCCUUCUCUGAUAAGUAUUAUAAAUCACAGUUUAAGAUUUCUGCCGGCAUUUAUACAAAUGAAGAAGGCUUUGGAAGAUGGAUUUCUUGGGGGACUUGCAACUGUAAUUGAUAUCAGAGUUCAAAUGGGCAGCUUACUGCAUGACGGAUACGACUGGCUGUGCGACGAUACAAUGGGAGGUGGGAUUUUAGCUCUAGUAGGCAGUCACGUGAUAGACUUGGUGCAUCAUUUAAUCGGCCAACGAGCUGUUCGAGUGCACGCAGUAAUACGAACAUUUACUCGAACGACAAAAAGCAUAACAGGAAUACGUAACGUUACCGCACCAGAUUUUUGCACCUUUCAAAUGGAACUUAAUGGUGGAACCCUAGUGACAGCGACUCUCAGUAAUCACCUCCAGGGCCAAUUGUCGCAGGAGAUAUUAGUUUGUGGACCUGGUGGUCAUCUUGUCGUACGUGGGGGGGAUUUACACGGAUGUCGAGAGGAACAGGAGGACGUUUUAUAUUUAGAUGUUGAACAUCUACAGGACUCGUGUUCCUCCGUCGUGGAUUUCAUUCCUCGUCCCUACAUCAAGGGUUUGAGAAAAAUGAUUGGUGCCCUGCGAGAAGCCUUCUUACCUGUCGAAGACAAACGAGGGUGGAUAAAGGAGCCCGUCUCUUCAGCUGCAACUUUCGAGGAUGGCCUUUACGUUCAGGCCGUUAUCGAUGCACUACGACAGAGCAACAAGCGACGAGAGUGGACGAAAGUUACUGUUCUCACGGAAGAACCCGAUCCAAAUCCACUUUUAAGUGCAGCCGUUAGAGCGACUGCAAUUUCAAUUUAAUUCUUCAAGUAUUAAAAAUUUAAAACCUCACUGAAAUUUAA